Molecule: messenger RNA, 3615 nt
Organism: Parathielavia appendiculata
Lineage: Eukaryota; Fungi; Ascomycota; Sordariomycetes; Sordariales; Chaetomiaceae
Exons: 3
Coding region: 1-3615 (1204 amino acids)
Biological process (GO): regulation of transcription by RNA polymerase II; DNA-templated transcription
Cellular component (GO): chromatin
Molecular function (GO): RNA polymerase II cis-regulatory region sequence-specific DNA binding; zinc ion binding; DNA-binding transcription factor activity, RNA polymerase II-specific
Source: RefSeq, a predicted model, not a curated record
AUGACUGUGUCAAGCGACGCUGCCAGCAAGCUCGAGGCUGUCGCUACCAUGUCCGACUCGUCGUCGCCCUCGGCCGCGGGCGGCGGCGCUCCCCCGGGCGACGAAGCUGCUUCGACCAUCAUGGUCAACACCAAGACCCCGGCUACAUUCCCUCCACCAAAGACUGAUAAACCUCGCCCGCACAUUUGCAGUACUUGCCAGCGCUCCUUUGCCCGGCUGGAGCAUCUGAAGCGCCACGAGCGGUCCCACACCAAGGAAAAGCCGUUCGAGUGCCCCGAGUGCUCACGCUGCUUUGCGCGCCGUGAUCUGCUCUUGCGGCACCAGCAAAAAUUGCACCAGACAACGACGCCGUCGUCCCGCCCGCGUAACCGCCGCGAGAGCGCUAGUGGGGCGACGCCGGCUGGCGGCCGGGCUCGGAAGAAUAGCGUCGUGGGCCCCAGUGCUGGCAACACCAACAGCACGGCCGCCUCAAUGAGGCCGAGGGCUAAUACCAUCAGCCAUGUUGACGGCGCGACCAUGCAGAUGAUUGCUUCGGCGAAUGCCCAGGUUUCGAGGAUGCCUCCCACCCACAGCCGCCAUCCGAGCCUGAUCGGGCUUUCCACGCACCAUGGUCUCGAGGCCUUUGGCAUGGCUUCGGCCCUGGCCCAUCGCGGAGCGCCGCUCGGCCUGCCAAAGCUGGAGACGCACGGCAUCAACGGCAUGGACUUCUCCAGCGGCCUGAGGACGGCCCCCGCCUUGGCCUUUGGCUCCGAGUUCGAGCUGGACAAUCUGUUCUUCGGCGGCUCACCGGGCUCCACCAUCAAUCCCAAUGCUCUUCACUACAAUGACUCGCCGCCUUCUAUGGCCAUGGAUCCUCUCUCACCAUUCACACACGGCCUGUCCGACAUGUCGACGACUGGCCAGUCGCUGGAGGAUGGCUUCGACUGGGUGACUGGCUUCGACCACACCAUGUCAUUUACAAACGCCCCGACCGAGACCGCCGUAGACGGCUCCUCGCCGUCUGCUCUUAGCACCACCAGCCAGAGCGGCAUCAGCGACGUCAUGGUGGAUGGCUCAAACCACCACACGGCCGCAACAGGAACCAGCUCCAUGUGGCAGCCCUCCAUCAUGGGGCCCCCACAAAUGACCAACCCCUUUUCUCUCGACAUGGGCGGCUCCGUAUUCCCUGAUCUCCUCAACGGCGCGCCAUUGUCUCCGCAACCCUCGUCUUCCAAGACUAUGGGAGAUAACUACUUCUCUACUCCACCGCCCUCGCUCAGCUCUCUGAGCCCAGCCGUCAUGUCGGGCCUGAACACGCAGAAUUUGAACCAAGCGCUCAAUUUCGGUGCCGGUCCGGAGACGCCGUCCUCGAUGAAUGGUAGUAAUCAUGGCACCUUACCCGUCUCGACAAUCACUGAUUCAACAAGACAUGCCAUCCUAGGUGCCCUGUCGACCUCCCAGGCGUCCCAGUUUGGUACACGCAGGUACUCGUUCGCCAUACCGACUUUCCCCGCCGCCGCCACCCACCCAUCUCCGUCUCUCGUCAGCAACCUCGCCGGCGCCAGCAGCCCCGAUCAGACCGUCUCCCUCCCGAGCACGCCAGACUUCCAACGAUACGUCGCCGCCUACCUGCGAUACUUUCACCCUCACCUGCCGUUUGUCCACGUACCGACACUGUCGUUCGAAAUUCAUGCGCAAUCAUUGGCUAACAAGCGAAAUAGCGGCAUUGGGGGAAGAGGGUGCUUACUUCUUUCUAUGGCGGCCAUUGGCGCCCUGUUUGAGUUGGAACACCAGGCGUCCGCGGAGUUGUUUGGGAUGGCCAAAAAGAUGAUUCAGCUGUAUCUCGACGAGAGGAGGAAGGCGAACGUAAGAAAGGCAGAAUCCAUUCGGCUCACUCCCCUGUCGGACCACAAUUCACAGCAGCAGGAAUCCUCCGCCGAGACUCCCGUGUGGUUGGUUCAGGCGAUGCUCCUGAACGUCGUGUAUGGUCAUAACUGCGGGGACAAGCGGACCGGAGAUAUAGCGUCGACCCACACCGCCGCACUCGUAAGUCUCGCACACGGGGCAGAGCUCAACCGGCCACUGCGAGUUGAGCCCUCGGCCAAGGAUGUCGAGAUGGCGGGUGCCGACGGCGCCUGCGACUGGACCGGCACAAAGAGGGAGCAUGCUGACGAGCACGCCGAGUGGCUGCGCUGGAAAACCAUGGAGGAACGGAAGCGGACCCUCUAUGCCCUCUUCACCUUGUGCAGCCUCCUAGUGUUGGCGUAUAACCACACGCCGGCACUGACGAACUCCGAAAUUUUGCUCGACCUCCCCAGUGACGAAGAAUUCUUCGCCGCGGAGAGCGCUGCCGCUUUUCAAGCCAAGGGCGGAGUUGCCGCGGCUAAUCACAAUCGGAUGACCUUCCACGAUGCCCUGGCCGGGCUACUGCGUGCCGCCGAGAAACAGCAUAAUCACCCGUUCACCAGCGCCGCCCACCAACCUUCCGGUUUGGCCGUUCAAGCCGGCGACCCCUCCAAGAGCGAACCGAAACCGAGCAGCUUUGGCUGUUUAGUCUUGAUCAAUGCGCUGCACAAUUACAUCUGGGAGACUCGCCAGCGGCACCACAACAAGGUUUGGACCAACGAGGAAACCGAGAAGAUGCACCGGCACAUUGAACCGGCGCUCCGCGCAUGGCACGCUGCAUGGGCAAGCAAUCCUCAGCAUAGCCCGGAACGUCCGAAUCCCCACGGCGCGGGACCGCUCUCGGCCGACUGCACUCCGCUGCUGGAUCUCGCCUACGUCCGCCUCUUUGUCAAUCUCUCGCGGUCCAAGGAGCAGUUCUGGCAGCGCGACUGGGACGCCAUGGCCGAGGAGUUGGCAAGUGGUUCGGAGAUUAUCCAGCACGCCGGACACUCGCCCGUGUCAAAUACCGAUUCUAUCGCUACCGAUCCCUCCAGCACGACCGGGACGAAUUCUCUUACUGUCGACACCCCCUCAACACAAUCCUCUUCUCCGGACUUUGGCACCCCAAAUGUAUUGCUCUCCCGCACGAUUAACCCGGUCCCGGCUCAGCAGCCGCUCCCCGUGCAACUUCAGGCCCAAACGGGGAACAGCAGGUCGACAUUUAGGAGAGAGAAGCAUCUGCGCAAAGCCGCCUUCUUCGCGGCCAAGUCGCUCUCCGCUUCAGAUACGCUCGGCGUGACUUUUGCCCAUUUGACGAGUCGCGAUUUACCGCUGCAGGCGGCCCUCUGCACCUUCGACUGUGCUCAAGUUCUUGCGGAGUGGGUCGCCACCUUACAGGACCGCGUCGGUCGCUAUCUGGGUAUUCUGGGCCGGGACAACGUUGAUCUCUCCCAAGUGCCGGCGAUCAUGCUGCUGGAGGAAGAAGAUGUGAAACUUCUGGGGAAGAUUGACGAAAUCAUUCGCGGUGCCGAGUUGAAAAUGAACCUGGACGUGGCUCAACCUGGCAGUGUGGGAAGUGGUGAUGACGGGGUCAACGGUGCCGGAUAUGCUACCAAGCUGCUCAGGGUCACGGCGUACAUGUUCGACAAAGCCACUGUAUGGCCCGUGACCCGACUGAUCACAUCGUGUCUCGAGACGCAUGCCAACCAUAUGAGGGCCCGCGCCGAGAGGUCGAUCAUGGCGCAGAAGUGA